Messenger RNA from Fulvia fulva, 3270 nucleotides. Its product is annotated as Vacuolar morphogenesis protein 6. The record is from RefSeq and is a predicted model, not a curated record. NCBI's taxonomy places the organism in Eukaryota, Fungi, Ascomycota, Dothideomycetes, Mycosphaerellales, Mycosphaerellaceae. Gene Ontology annotation, biological process: autophagy; intracellular protein transport; endosomal vesicle fusion. The coding region runs from base 1 to 3270 and encodes 1089 amino acids. Gene Ontology annotation, cellular component: fungal-type vacuole membrane; cytoplasm. The transcript has a single exon. Gene Ontology annotation, molecular function: protein binding.
AUGCUGUCCGCAUUCAAGGCGCAGGCCGUCUACGAGCUGCGGCAGCGCGACAAGUCCAAGGCGGAAUCGCUGCUGGCGUACGGCGACCGCUUGCUGGUGGGACUGAGCACGGGCGCGCUGCGAGUUUGCCGCGUGAAUGCACCGGGCGCAUCACCAGAGCAGGAGGGUCGCAGCAGCAGCAAUAGCCACGGAAACGCCAACGCCAACGCCAACGAUGGCGAUGGCGAUGGCGAUGCUGCUCCCCCGAGCCCGAGUGCGGCCAAGAGCAAAGUGGUCGAAGUGCUGCACGAGGAGGACAAGUUCAGCAAGAAGCCCGUGCAGCAGCUGGCCAUCAUCAAGGAGGCGAACCUGCUGGUCAGCCUGAGCGAUGCCUACGUCUCCCUGCACCAUCUGCAGACCUUCCAACUGGUCGAGCGACUGGAGCGCACCAAAGGCGCUGCCUGCUUUGCUGUGACCAGCAAUGUUGUCAAGGAUGCAGAGACGAAGGUGCCGAGUCUGGUCUCGAGAUUGGCCGUCGGCUCCAAGAGAAAGGUCAUGUGCUGGACGUGGCAAGAUAUGGAGCUGGCAGAAGACAUAGUGGAGAUCAAUAUGGAGGCCAGCUUGAAGAGCCUGAACUGGACCGACGGCACUCGUCUGAUGGUUGGCAUGGACCCGGGCUUCAGUGUGCUAGACAUCACCACGCAGGAAGUCACGCCCGUGACCAAGUCGGCGCCGAAGACUGCGAGCAGUGCAGAUCUGAACAACGGAGAGCUCGUGGGUGUUCGCUUCGGCGCUGUGAGUAGCAGCGGUAUGGGCUACAUGGGUAUGGGCAGUUGGGUACCGAAGCCGAUGGCUACCCCGAUGACUGGUGACGAGGUCUUGCUAGCCAAGGAUGUGAACACAUUGUUCGUAAACACAGAGGGUAAGCCGCUGGAGAAGCGUCAAAUCCCUUGGGCUCAGGCUCCAGAAGCUAUAGGAUACAGCUAUCCGUACUUGCUGGCACUCAAUCCACCAGACAAGGGCACACUACAGAUACGCAGUCCUGAUACAUUGUCGUUACUGCAGACCAUUCAGGUCCCGGGCGCAAUCGUACUCCAUGUCCCGCAGCCCAACAUCAGUCUAGCUCAUGCUGGCAAGGGAUUCUUGGUAGCAUCAGAUCGUACGAUAUGGCGUAUGAACGCACUGCCGUAUGAUACACAGAUUGCCGAACUUGUCGAGAAGCAGCGUUUCGACGAAGCCAUCAGUCUUCUGAAUCUACUCGAGGAUACGCUCAUCGACGACAAAGCUGGGCGCAUCCGCGAGAUCAUGACACAGAAAGCCAUCGUUCUGUUCCACCAACAGAAGUAUCGGCCAGCGCUGGACCUCUUCACUCACGCCGAAACUUCGCCCGACCGUGUGGUCGCACUCUAUCCACGGAGUAUUGCAGGUGACCUCUCGAGCAUUGAGGAACAACCCUCGGAGGUCGGACCUGAGCCAGAUGAAGCUGUCGAGGGCAGAAGUGAAGACGCUGGCAAGGAAGCACCAUCGACUCCGCAGAAGGGCAUGCUGGGCAGACUUCGAGGUAGCGCACGGAAAGCUGAACCAGACGCAGCAUCAAUCAGGUCUCCAGCGAGGAAGGACACAGACAAUAUGACCGUUCGAACGAAGGCAGGCCCAAGCAAACCUCAGGACAAGCCACUGGAGGGUGAUGACCUCAAAGUUGCUGCCCAUUGUCUGACCUCCUUCCUGGCUGAUGCGCGUCGACGAAUGCCGAUAUACCUAAAUCCUGACGGAUCGCUCAAAGAAGAUCCGCCCACGCUCGACUGCGAGACUGGCAAACCAGCGUUUUGCAAUCUUCUGCCCCAAGCCAUCGUUGACGACCUCAAAGCCGGACUGGAAAUCGAAUGGCAGGCCGAGCUUCUCAAGGUGGCCAAGUUGGUUGACACGACGAUCUUUCGAUGCUACAUGCUCGCUAAACCGGGCAUGGCAGGGUCACUGUUUCGUGUUGACAACUUCUGUGACCCCGAAGUGGUGCAGUCAGCGCUUUAUGAAAGUGAAAGAUACAGCGAUUUGAUCGAGUUUCUACAUGGGAAGAAAUUACAUCGCCAGUCGCUCGAGAUGCUCGCCAAGUUUGGCAAGAACGAGGCUGCUGCUGAAGUUCCCGAAGGCAUGCUAGGACCUGAGCGCACUGUUGCAUAUCUGAAACAACUGCCACCUGAGCUCGUUGAUCUUGUCCUAGAGUUCGUGCGAUGGCCAAUGGAUGAGAAGCCCGAAGUGGGUAUGGAAGUAUUCCUGGCUGACAGUGACAAUGCUGAAAGGCUACCACGAGACAAGGUACUGAAAUUCCUGAGCGGCAUAGAUCCCAGAUUGGAGGCACAGUAUCUGGAACACAUCAUCAACGAGCUCAACGACAACACGCCCGACUUUCAUCAGCAGCUUGUGGAUGCCUACCUCACAGAGCUGAAACAAGUUGACAUCCUGGAAGAAGAGCGGAAGCAGGCAAAAGCGCGGCUAGAGGCGUUUCUCACACGAAGUAGAGACUAUAACAAGCGCAAGACGUUUCAACAGCUGCCUACUGAUGAGCCGACGUUCUAUGAAGCACGCGCCAUCGUCGUCAGUGCUAUGGGUAACCACAAACAAGCACUGUCCAUCUACGUUUUCCAAAUCAAGGAUUACGAGAUGGCUGAGGCUUAUUGCAAUAAGCUGUACGCUCAAGAGCAAGCUGAUGAGCAAACGUGUCUGCUCGAAGGUACUACUACACAUAAGAAGCACUUCAAAUCGGCGCCCGAAGACGCUUCUGACAAGAACAUCUUCGCAAUCCUGCUGGGGCUGUACCUGAGACCACCGUCUGGAGAGGAGAAACGCUGGCCGCAGGCCCUAGACUUGCUUAGUAAACACGGACCACGUCUGCCAGCAAGUAGCACUCUCGACCUAAUGCCAGAUGACCUGGCGGUGAAGGAGCUUCAGGACUACUUUCGCGGUCGCAUUAGGAACGCGACCUCCAUCCUUCGCGAGGAGAUGAUCGUGCGGAGUCUUGAAGGCGUGCGACGAGCGAACACCGAGCGUACCCUUCUCGUUGGGCCUGAUGACAGUGGUCAUGACAAGCCACUAGGCAAAAACAGAAGGGUGCGCAUUGGAGAGGACGAUCACUGCAAGGUAUGUUUGAAGCGUUUCGGCGCAAGCGCGAUCAGAGUGUAUCCUGACAACGAGGUGAUACAUUAUGGCUGCAUCGGGCGAAGUGGCAACAACAGGAUGCGAGAAGGUGGCGGGCGUGGUCUAGGAGCACUUCGCAGCUCUGCUGGGUGGGGAUGA